Messenger RNA from Gastrolobium bilobum, 1504 nucleotides. RefSeq names its product mitochondrial hydrolase YKR070W. Gene Ontology annotation, biological process: glycerophospholipid biosynthetic process. Bases 69 to 1208 code for a protein of 379 amino acids. NCBI's taxonomy places the organism in Eukaryota, Viridiplantae, Streptophyta, Magnoliopsida, Fabales, Fabaceae. Gene Ontology annotation, cellular component: mitochondrion. The transcript has 12 exons. The record is from RefSeq and is a predicted model, not a curated record.
AAGUGAGUACCAAACUUUUGCUCUCGUUCUCCGCUGAUUCUGAAGUUGCGAAAAAAAUCACUGAAACGAUGAGCUUUCAUCUCAUAACCAAAGCUUGGCGGCAGAGCCAAGCUAGAAAGCCAACCACGUUUUCCUAUCUAAUUUUACGCUCAUUUUCUCAGCGUUCGGAACGGCCUUCAUUCGGCAUUGCUUUCGACAUCGACGGUGUCAUUCUGCUCGGAAACACUCCCGUCGGUGGUUCUCCGGUAGCCCUGAGAAGAUUAUACGACGCCACUGGUAGACUGAAAAUCCCUUACGUUUUCCUCACCAAUGGUGGUGGCUUUCCUGAAGCUAAAAGAGCCUUUGAGCUAAGUCAACUUUUGGGUAUAAACGUCUCACCUUCACAGGUUUUACAGGGUCAUUCACCAUUUAAACAAUUGGUCAAUAGAUUUGAGAAUGAACUCAUUGUUGCUGUGGGAAAAGGGGAACCUGCUUCUGUGAUGUCUGAAUAUGGUUUUAAAAAUGUUCUUUCAAUUGAUGAAUAUGCAUCAUGCUUUGAAGAUAUUGAUCCACUAGCACCAUACAAGAAAUGGACAACCAAGUUGGCUGCUACUCAGAAUGCAAAGUUUAAUGAGAGUGCUCCAAGGAAUGAUGUCUUCUCUGAAAGGGUUCGAGCAGCAUUCAUAGUUAGUGACCCUGUUGACUGGAGCAGGGACAUACAGGUUCUCUGUGACAUCUUUAAAACAGGAGGCCUUCCUGGAAGAAAUGUUGGACCACAACCGCAUUUAUAUUUUGCAAAUGAUGACCUUGAAUACCAGACUAAAUUUCCUUCUGAACGUCUGGGCAUGGGAGCUUUCAGGAUUGCAUUAGAAUCCAUCUUCAAUAGGAUUCACCCUCAUUCCCUGGAGUACACUUGUUUUGGCAAACCACAUCCAUCUGUUUUCAAGAAUGCAGAAAUUGUGUUACAGCAACUUGCGUCACCUCUUUAUGAUGAUUUCUAUGAUAUAAAUCACAAUAAUGCUCAAUAUUUUAAAACACUUUACAUGAUUGGAGAUAAUCCUGUAGUUGAUAUUAAAGGUGCACGGCAGACUGGGCAUCCUUGGUUUUCCAUUCUUACGAGAACUGGGGUUUUCAAGGGGAGGGAAAAUCAUGACAAAUUUCCAGCAGAUCUGGUUGUUGACACUGUAGAAGAAGCUGUGGACUACAUCUUGGCAAAGGAGAGUGCUUAAUGGGUCCCGUCCGCUUUACAUGGCGAAGGCUCUAUUUCUUCAAGGAAAGGGUUCUCAAAAGAACAUUUUGAAAGUUAGAAGGUGAUUCUGCGAUCAAUAAAACAAUGUAAUAAUUAAUGGCUUUGUCCUGCACUCCUGCCAUUCAUUUGAAGCACAUAUAAGUUACGUGAUACACUGGGUGAAAUGUUUUUUUUUUUUCAUAUAUAUUUUCACCCGAGAAUGUUUGCUUGCGUUUCGGAUAGGUUGAGAGCUUUAAGUCAGUAGCUUUUUCCAACCUUGUUGAACGUAGACAUUCU